Molecule: messenger RNA, 2258 nt
Organism: Hibiscus syriacus
Lineage: Eukaryota; Viridiplantae; Streptophyta; Magnoliopsida; Malvales; Malvaceae
Product: GTPase Der-like
Molecular function (GO): GTP binding
Source: RefSeq, a predicted model, not a curated record
UUAUAUGGCGGUGGCUGACAGGCUUCCCUUCUUCCUUGAUAUAAAUUAGGUUAAACAAUCACUAAAAGCUUCUUCGGCGAUUCAUUCCGGUCGGUGAUUGGAGCUACGGUCGAGGCCGGCCGGACAAGGUGUAGUAUUUUGUGUUUGUCGCCUCGUGUGGGUGAAAAGCGAUCGUUUAUUUUUAUGAAUUGAUAAGCAGGAAAAAAGGAAAUGAUUUUGAACCGCAGUAGGCUUAGGAGUUCGGCGAAGGCGGCAGCCACGGAGUAUUUAAGGAGACAUCAUCGGCAUGGAAUUGGAGAGAAUCUAUGCACUCCAGCUCUUGUUAACCACUUCAAAGCUCCCGUUUCUCUGAGUUAUGGAAGUGGUCAUCUGCUUAACAACUUUAGGAAUUCGAUUCAAGCUACUGUGAGAUUUUGCACGUUAACUGUCUCUAAGGAUGGUGUGUCUCAACCUCAUUCCAAGACUCCUGAAGGGGCUACAGUUGCCAAUAAAAAACCUGUUGAUUUCACCAAAUUAGACAUUAAUCUGCUUCCCACUGUCAUGAUUGUUGGUCGCCCCAGUGGGAAGUCUGCAUUGUUUAACCGCUUGAUAAGGAGGAGAGAGGCUCUUGUGUACAACACACCUGAUGAUCAUGUCACUAGAGACAUAAGGGAAGGGCUUGCUAAAUUGGGGGAUCUGCGGUUUAAAGUACUGGAUUCUGCUGGCUUGGAAACAGAAGCUUCAUCCGGUUCUAUUCUAAAUAGAACAUCUGCCAUGACCGCAAAUGUGCUUGCUAGAACUCAGUUUGCAAUUUUUCUUAUUGAUGUUAGAACUGGGCUACAUCCAUUGGAUCAGGAGGUUGGAAGGUGGUUACGCAAGCAUGCACCAGGAAUCAAUCUUAUAGUAGCCAUGAAUAAAUCUGAAUCGCUUCAUAAUGAUACAAACUCUUUUGCUGAAGCUGCUACAGAAGCCCUGAAAUUAGGAUUUGGUGAACCAAUUGCUAUAUCUGCUGAGACUGGGCUGGGAAUGACAACGCUUUAUGAAUCUCUUCCAAUGCUUGAGAGUUAUAUGAACAAAGUUUUAGAUGGCAACAGUAGCCAACACGAAAACUUCAACCAAAAUUGUGUCUGUAAGGUUGAUGAAGAAUCUAAGGUGCCACUACAAUUGGCUAUUGUUGGCCGACCAAAUGUUGGGAAGUCGACAUUACUAAAUACAUUGUUAGAAGAAGAUCGUGUUUUGGUUGGUCCUGAAGCUGGUUUGACUAGAGAUUCAGUCAGAGCACAAUUUCAAUAUCAGGGGAGAACGGUUUAUCUGGUUGAUACUGCUGGUUGGUUGCAAAGAGGCAACCGGCAUAAAGGUCCCGCUUCAUUGAGCAUCAUGCAAUCGAGAAAAAAUCUGAUGAGAGCUCAUGUAGUUGCUUUGGUUCUUGAUGCUGAAGAGGUUGUAAAAGCUUGGCGUAGCUUGACGCAUGCUGAAGUAGUUAUAGCAAGACAAGCUGUGGAAGAAGGUCGUGGUUUGGUUGUAAUUGUGAACAAGAUGGAUCUUCUAAAGGGGAAAAGAAAUUCCGCUUUAUAUAAAAAAAUCAUGGAAGCUGUUCCUCAGGAAAUUCAGAUGGUUAUACCCCAGAUAACUGGGAUACCAGUUGUGUUCAUCUCAGCAAUAGACGGAAAAGGGCGUGCUGCUGUCAUGUCUCAAGUCAUCGAUACGUACGAGAAGUGGUGUUUAAGGUUGUCCACUGCGCGUCUUAACCGUUGGUUGCUCAAGGUUACGAGCCGACAUUCUUGGAAAGACCACGGUGCCAAAACCAAGAUCAAGUACUUCACUCAAGUGAAAGCCAGGCCUCCAACUUUCGUCGCCUUCGUGAAUGGGAACACCAAGCUCUCCGAUACAUAUGUAAGGUUUCUAACAAACUUUGAAGGAGGAUUUGACAUGGGCGGAAUUCCGAUCCGGAUAAUGCAGCGUUCCGUUCCGAGAAUGGCCGGAGGGAAUAGCAGUAAGGGCAGCCAGUGUACUGGUAAAACGGUUGAACGCACCCCAUCGGACAAAAGAAGUGUCCUUGUUUAGGCAUGGCACUGCCAGUUUAUUUCUUUGGAGGAGGAAAACAGGUAGGAUGAAAUUGGAAAAAGGAUAGGUUUGUACUUUCCUUCCUUUAAUUAGAAGGAAAAUUUAUUUGUUUCUUAAAUUAAGCAGGCUUUAUUUGUAUUACAUUGUGUAAAUUUAAAUUGGCGGAUGUUUAAGUUGAAUUUUAACAUGAUGAUUGAGAUAUGAUUGUCUUUUGA